Aplysia californica (California sea hare) is the source of this 2553-nucleotide messenger RNA. RefSeq lists its product as uncharacterized. The record is from RefSeq and is a predicted model, not a curated record. Lineage: Eukaryota; Metazoa; Mollusca; Gastropoda; Aplysiida; Aplysiidae.
AACUUGUGCGUUUAGUAUAAGUAGGCUCCAUUUGCCGUAGGGAUCCAGUGUGGUUUGGUGUACCUGGUUUUCAAUUUGGCUAAUAAUGCACCAGAGCGGGAGUAGAAGGAUUUGUGUUAAAGAUUUUAGGAUGUGACUCUGGUAGACUGCAGCUUUACCGAACAGACAGCUGGGACCAGGGGUCAAAAGGUCAUCAUGACGAUGUUCCACUUACAGUACCCUGCCAGCAAGGACUACUUCACAUGGGAGGAACUCGGGUGCUUGUGUCGAGCUCUUGGGCUGGUGGACUUCCAACGCCUGCUGUCUCACCACGACGAGCGACUGGCCAACCGCCUGAACAGCCAGUACCUGAGGGAGGAGUGGGACUUUGGGAAGGAGUCGCUGGGAUCCAAGGAGAUGUUCAAAGAGCCGCCCGUCUACACAGAGGGUAGGAUUGCUCAGGAUGCCCGAUGCCAGCUGCAGAUCGAAAAUGAAAUGGAGUUCUACAUACCAGGUUAUCUUGAGAAACUUGCUUCACGUCAACCCGAACAUGUGCCUGUGGCGGAGCCUGAGAGGAAGGAGAAGCGCUGGAGCAGCAGUGCCGUCAACAAACUGGCGUAUCCUCGCUCCAAUCUCACGCCGUCACACGCCAAACUUUGCGACGCGAGAUUCCGAGGUUGGAAACGAGUCAAAACCAGACCGGGGUACCACUUUGUGGUGACGUCACAAACUCACGAAAAUUCUUGCAAAGGCCGCCAGCGCGCCAAAAUGGAGCAAACUACUCUCGCUCCCGUGAGAUAUUUACACCCUGACUACGUGGUCAGGUAUACGGCCAAAUGUGAGGCCGAAAUGCCCCUGAGCCAGCUUGCCAGGAAGAGAAUCCUUGCCGCACGUCAUGGUCAGAAUAUGGCGGCGGCGAAAUCAUCCUUGCACGACAACCGAGUCACUUUCGACUCCGAGACCGAAGAAGUAGAGGUGGGCGAAGAGGGUACAGCUGAGUGUCCGGAGCUGAAGGAGAAAUUUUACCGCGUGCUGAACAAGUACGACGCCAAGCAAGACCAGCAGUUGGGCGAGGAAGAAGUCCCCGGGGUUGCUAAGAGUGGCCAAUCACGGGCGACUUCUUCAAAAGGUGCUGCUGCUAAAUCAGGGUGGCCAAAAGGAUCCGAAGACAUGCAUGCAGAUCAAGCCACAGGCGAUGGGAUUAAGUCGGAAGCGCGACCUAUUGACGUCCACAUACCUGGUCAAGCGAAUGUCUACGCUAACAUUGAGUGGCCAGAGGACUUGCCCGUACCCACGAUGCAACAUUCAGGGCCAAAACUUGUGGGCGUUGGUCAGAUCGGCACCAUCUCUUUGCUGGAAAGUAUUGAGGAAUCAAGAGAUCUGGAAGAAAAGUUUGUUGAAAGUCCAACAAAAGGGGAAGCAACCAGUGACAUCGGAGUCUUCAGCGAUUAUGGUGAUGAUGACGGUGAUUAUGGCGGUGAUCAAGUAAAGGAAGAAGAUGACGAGGCAGAGCUUCCUCCACCACGACUAUCCAAAUCCCAACCAUCAUCUCAACAGAAACGGCCAGGAGGGUCGGCUAGCAGUCGCAAAAGCCGCAGUGCUCCUCAUGGCUCGAGAGGGAGCAGUCCUCGGAGGAAACUAUCUCUGAAGAAAACUAAAGUGGGCCUGCAGAAAAACAGGAUCGUUGGACCGAGAGAUACAAAGAUCCCAUCUGAUGUGAGGGGCCUGGGUUUUAGACAUGGAAAGCAACUCGACUCUGGCAACGGAGGAGAAAGCGAGAAGAGAACCAGUAUAGACGAGGGUGUUCCCGGUCUGGCGUCAACAACCGCGUCCGCAUGCGAUUCCUCCUCAGCAUCUCCGGAAUACUCCGCCAAAUUCUCAGCGUUCAGGGGUUCUGUCACUUCUGAAGAAAGCGAGGACAGCCCUCGCGCUGAGAAUGGAGCCGCAGCCCAGGAAAAGCAACAGACAAGUAACAAAGGAAGCUCUUUUUCAGAGGAUAUGAAUUUGUCCUCACCCAAUGAAAUACUCGAACUUCCAGAAUCUCCUCAAACGUGGAAGUCGAGAGCUGACUUAUCAAACAGUCCUGACAGUGGAAAAGUCAGCCCUAUACCGCGCCCCGCUCCCGUCAUUCGCUUUGAGUGGCAGGAAAGUUUGAGCAAAGAUUCGUCUCUAUCAAACUCUGACGUAAACAGCGAAGGCAAGUUGGCGAGCACUCGGUCAGAACAAAAGGACAGUAUUCGCAUCUGCUUUGACUAUCGAGACUACCUCAGUGACUCCGCCAUUCCCAAGAAAACUUUCUCCAAAGAAACUCGGUCCAGGCUGGUGAGUCGUGUGGAGAACGUGAUUUCUCCAGACCUAAAGAUGAGGCUUAUGGCUGGAGACGCCUCUGUACCAGUACCUGCGAGUUGAUGACCCCAUCAUGCUCUAGUUUUUAAAACAAAUGUUAAUUAUUUGUGCAGUCAUGAAUUUUACUAUGACUGUCUUCGUGUACAUAGAUAUUAUAUCGUAAUCUAAUCUCCAGUUCUUUCCCCCUCACAUCAUUCGGAUGAGAUGUGCUCAAUGCGAAUGAAAUUC